AUGGCGGCCUCUGUUUCCGGCAUGGGCCCACUCGGGCCCUGUGCUCUGGGCCUUCUGCUGCUGUUCCUGGUGGUGCCACCUCCCCGGGUCGCAGCCUCGGUCCACAGACACCCAGAGAACCAGGGAAUCUCCCUGACUGGCAGCGUGGCCUGUGGUCGGCCCAGCAUGGAGGGGAAGAUCCUGGGCGGUGUCCCUGCGCCGGAGAGGAAGUGGCCGUGGCAGGUCAGCGUGCACUACGCGGGCCUGCACAUCUGCGGCGGCUCCAUCCUCAAUGAGUACUGGGUGCUGUCGGCUGCCCACUGCUUUCGCCGGGACAAGAAUAUCAAAAUUUAUGACAUGUAUGUAGGCCUUGUAAACCUCAGGGUGGCCGGCAACCAUACCCAGUGGUAUGAGGUGAACAGGGUGAUCCUGCACCCCACAUAUGAGGUGUACCACCCCGUCGGAGGUGACGUGGCCCUGGUGCAGCUGAAGACCCGCAUUGUGUUUUCUGACUCCGUGCUCCCGGUCUGCCUUGCAACUCCAGAAGUCAACCUUACCAGUGCCAAUUGCUGGGCUACAGGAUGGGGACUAGUCUCACAACAAGGUGAGACCUCAGACGAGCUGCAGGAGGUGCAGCUUCCGCUGAUCCCGGAGCCCUGGUGCCGCCUGCUCUACGGACACCUGUCCUACAUCAUGCCCGACAUGCUGUGUGCUGGGGACAUCCUGAACGUUAAGACCGUGUGUGAGGGCGACUCCGGGGGCCCACUUGUGUGUGAAUUCAACCGCAGCUGGUUGCAGAUUGGAAUUGUGAGCUGGGGCCGAGGCUGCACCAACCCUCUGUACCCUGGAGUGUAUACCAGUGUUUCCUAUUUCUCAGAAUGGAUAUGUUAUAAUAUAGAAAUCACACCCACUCCUCCUCAGCCAGCCCCUGCUCUCUCUCCAGCUCUGGGGGCCACUCUCAGUGUCCUUGUGGCCAUGAUGGCUGGCUGGUCAGUGCUGUGA
Molecule: messenger RNA, 981 nt
Organism: Rhinopithecus roxellana (golden snub-nosed monkey)
Lineage: Eukaryota; Metazoa; Chordata; Mammalia; Primates; Cercopithecidae
Gene: PRSS38
Product: serine protease 38
Exons: 5
Coding region: 1-981 (326 amino acids)
Biological process (GO): proteolysis
Molecular function (GO): serine-type endopeptidase activity
Source: RefSeq, a predicted model, not a curated record